AUGCUGAUCAAAGGGCGAAAGCCUUUGGAAUUUGAAGAAAGGGAGCAUGUCUUUCUGAAAGUUACACCAACCACCGGAGUGGGAAGAGCUAUAAAGACCAAGAAACUGAAUCCCCGUUAUAUUGGACCAUUUGAAAUCCUGAAAAGAAUUGGGCCAGUAGCUUAUAGAAUUGCUUUACUGCCUUAUCUUUCGAACUUGCACGACGUGUUCCAUGUAUCACAGCUUCGGAAGUAUACUCCUGACACGAGUCAUGUUCUGGAACCGGAACCAAUCCAAGUAAGAGAAGAUCUAACAUUUCCAGUAAUUCCGGUAAGAAUUGACGACACAAGCGUUAAACGAUUACGCGGGAAGGAAGUAUCAUUGGUAAAGGUAGCUUGGAGUAGAGAUGCUAUUGAGGAAUACACUUGGGAAAUCGAAUGA
Messenger RNA from Arachis duranensis, 420 nucleotides. RefSeq lists its product as uncharacterized. Bases 1 to 420 code for a protein of 139 amino acids. Lineage: Eukaryota; Viridiplantae; Streptophyta; Magnoliopsida; Fabales; Fabaceae. The record is from RefSeq and is a predicted model, not a curated record. The transcript has a single exon.